Messenger RNA from Zingiber officinale, 5037 nucleotides. RefSeq lists its product as uncharacterized. The record is from RefSeq and is a predicted model, not a curated record. The transcript has 9 exons. Bases 297 to 4925 code for a protein of 1542 amino acids. Lineage: Eukaryota; Viridiplantae; Streptophyta; Magnoliopsida; Zingiberales; Zingiberaceae.
CCCUCGUUCAUCUUCGACGUUCUUCUUCCUCCUGAAGGCGGCAGCAGACCACCACGGUGCCCGCGCCUCAAGAGAAGCAACAGCCGUUGGGAAGUUCUUGUAAUUACCGACGUCGAAUCAGGCUCCGCAGAUUUCCCUUCUGUCUUUUGUGUUCGCCUCACGAUGUUCUGUUAGGGAAACACACCGACUCGCAAAACCCUAGAGGUUCUUGAGAGAAUGAGAGCCAGUACCCUGGAACCCUAAACAGGACGAACGUUUCGCCUAGUUUAGAGUUGGGUUCAACCUCUUUUUUUUCCAUGGCAGCAGACGUAGCCUUGGAUUUCGAUGCCUCGAAUCCGUGCUGCACGAAGCUUAAGAAAAAGUUCCAGAAGUUGGAGGCAAGCAGGAAUGCUCUUCGCCAAGCAGUGCAUAUCCUCGAGCAACAAGUUGAUAAACUGGAAGGCGAGAAUGCCAAGCUUCAAAAAGUUUGUCAGCAACAUGAGGAUUUGGAACCUGGAAAAAAAGCAAAUGAAGAAGAACCAGGUAUCAUACUUAAGUUGGAGAAGGAAAUUUAUGAUUUGAAGGCUGAGAUAACUGCUUAUCACCAACAGGAAACUAAAGUUCAUGGUAAGAUGCCGGAUGUUUGUAUCUCUGAAAGGGAUGUAGAGAUAAAAUUGUUGAAAGAAGAACUUGUAAAAGAGAAAGAAAGAGGUGAUUCUGAGAAGAAGAGAGCUGAAGUUGAGAAAAAAAAAGCUGCAGAGGGAAGAAAGCUGCUUGAAACAGAGCAAAGGAAAGCUCAAGAACAAAGGAAACUAGCAGAGACUGAACGAAAGAAAGCUGAGGAGCUUGAACUUUCUCUGGUUAGAUUAAGAACUGAACUUACUGAUGCCAAAACAAAAAUAACGAUGGAGAAAAAGCUGUUUGAAACAGAGAAAAGGAAAGCUGAAGAACAAAGGAAGCUAGCCGUGACUGAGCAAAAGAAAGCUGAGGAGCUUAAACCUUUUUUGGAGAGAUUAAGAACUGAACUUACUGACAUCAAAACAAAAUUAAUGACGGAAAGAGCAAAAACCCAGGAACUGGACAAAUCAAUUGAAGCAGAAAAGCAUAAGACUAUGAUAGAAAAGAACCAUGCUGAUUUCGAGAGGGGUAAAUCUAAAGAGCUAAGUAGUUCUUUGGAAGCACAAUGCAUAGAGUUGAGAGAGCAAAAGAUCAAUGUUGAGCGUAUGAAGCAAAUGCUGGAGGACAGGAAUAAAAAAAUAGAAGACCUAGAAAAGAAGUUAAACAAGGUCAUGUCAAAUCUAGGGUCUGCCCAUGACAAAAAAAUGAAGCUAGUUUCAAGUGAUGAAGUGGGUAUUAUCAGGUCUCUUAAACAACAACUCAAGUUUGAAAAGAAACGAGUAAAAUAUGCAAAAAGAAUGGUUAAGCUUGAAAAGGCGGAGAAGGUGGUUAUUGUCCAACAAUUACAUCUCGUACAGCAGGACUUUAUGCAACUCUCUUGUCACCUUAAGAUGCUUGGUGAUCAACUGUCUCACAGAAAUGAAGGUACACACGGCUUUGCAAAGGUUGAUGGAUCAGGUCUUAAAUUAAAUUUACGAUCAGCACUUCAUAGUUCACAGAGUGAUCUUCUACAGGGCAAGUUGUACAAAGGUUCACCCUCUAGCCCUGGCUCGUUUAGAAAAUGCUGUCAUUUUGAUGUAUCUGGAGGACAGUGCAUAAGAUCAAUUGCAGGUACUCAGUUUGCAUUGGAGUCUGUUGGUAGAAAUUCUUUUGGAAACAAGCAACAGAGCUCUACAGUCUGUUCCACUUCUGCAACUUGUUCUGAUAUGAUGAGUUUACAGGGAAUAGAUGCUGUAUUUUUAGCAACCCGCAAUACACAAGACAAAAGGCCUGUUGUUGAAGAAUACAAGGUUACAGAUAAAGUAUUUUUUGUUAAUGGAAAGAAAAGGGAGAAGCAAGAAUUGCUGGGCCUAGAUAAUUCGUUCUGUUAUAAGGAUAAACAUUUUCAUAAGGAUCCACUGCCAUCUGUUUCUGAAGGAAACAAAGUUUCAGAUAGUGUUGAAGUUCAUGUUGGUAGCAAGAAAAGGAAGAAGAGGGAUCCAGGGGCAUUAGAUAAAUCAUCCUGUCAUAAGAAUACAGGUUUUCAUAAGGAUCCACUCACAUCUGUUUCAGAAGGAAAGAAAGCUACGGGUAACAUAGUUGAUGUCACUGGCAAGAAAACCAGGAAGCAGGAUCCAUUGACAUUGGAUAAAUCAUUAAGUGACAAGGAUAAACAAUUUCAUAUUGGCAAAACAGAACUACCAACAGGAAGAAAGCUAAUCAGAAAUCCUGUUGGUCUUCCCAAACCAAAUUCCCAUGCAAAAAAUGGAAUCCCAAAAACUUCUAAUAAUUGGAGAGGACAACUUGCUGAAAUUCACGAUGGUAUGUGUGGAAAGUUUCAAGGAAGUCUGAAGAACUCAAAAGAUAAGCAGGAAACAUCAUGUCUACAAUGUUCUAAUCCUGGUCAAAUGCAUCAAUCAGAGAACAAUUACCCUAUGGUGUCAUGUAAUGCCAAUAAAUCAUCAUCUAUAUCACUCAUAAUGAAGGAAGUUAAUCCUUCAACUAGAGAAGAGGAUAUUGGUGCUAUCAGUGAUAAUCAGGCUGAUUUUGUUUGUUCUAAGAAUAUAAAUUUGCAGGAUUGCAUGACUCUGCUCAUGUUGGAUAAUGAGGAUGAUGAGAGACGGUACAUGGAAGCAGUUGAAAGGCCUGUUUCACCUACUUUACCUGAAAUCAGAAUUUCCAAUGGAGGAAAGGAUCAGUCUCACUGUUUGGUUGACAGCAUUUUCAGGAAACCUAUAUCUGAAGUUACUUGUGAACCUUGUUGCUAUUUUGAUGUUAUUGACUUGGAAAUUAAUUCAAACAAGUUGGAAUUGUUGACACCAAACCCUCCAGUACCAAAGGAUGCUAUAGGUGUCAUUCAUGCGUCUGAAGAUUCAGAACCUGAUUCUGUUCUUGAAAGUCAGAGAGAUUUAAACAAAAAUGAGAUUCAACCUUUAGUUUCAAAAUGUACUCAAGGUUUUGUUCAUACUUCUGAAGAAUCAGAACCUAAUUGUGCUCUUAUAGUUCAGAGAGAUUUACACAAUACUGAGCCUCUUGAAAAAAGUGUACAAAAAUUUGACCAUGGGGAGACUAUGUCUCUGGCUGUUGGAAAGGCAUUCUGUGACAGGGUGGUAACCGUUGCUGGCCAAUCUCUGAUGUCAGAUGAUUUUCUUGGUGCUGGAAAAGUUGACAACAACCAAGUUUCAAAUUACAAUGUAGUGGCCAGAAGUGACAGUCGUGUGCAUUUAUCUGCCAGCCAGGAGGUACAAAAUCCACAUGGAAACACUGCUUCGCUUGAAAAUACAAACUGGUGCUGUGUCGUCUUUUCAGAUUGCAAGGAUGAAAGCAUAUCACGAAUAGUUCAAGCUAGAAAUAUCGUUGCAUCUCAAAAUUUUAGAAGUUCUCAGGUGGACUGCAGUAUUGUUGAAGUCCUACAGAGCUUAAAAUCUCUGUCAGAGCUCCAACCAGAGGAAAAGGUCUGUGUUUUCUUUUCAUUGAUGUUGGGCAACAUUUCUGGUAGACUACGUGCUUAUCCUGAAAGCAUGAUGGCCAGCAAUAUUCUACAGUUUGCUAAAUCUUUGUCCGUGGAGAUUGAUAAAGUGUUUUCUGAUGCAACAACUUGCCAGCUAUUUUUAGAAGUUUGCAAGAUAGAUGUGUUAUUGGACCUACUAGAAGAUUUUAUUAUCAAGAGAAGGAUUUUGAUGUGCAAGGGUGUGGAGUCUGAGCAAUCAUGUUCAGUUUUAUCUAGCAAUUUUUUUCAUGCGAAAUGUGGAGACAUGUUUGUGACCCAGAAUGCUGCUAAAACCAAUCAGCUGUUGGCUACUAGCAUCUUUUGUGCAUCCAUUUGUUCUAUGCUUGACCAAAUAGGCUUUCUUGUUGAAACUUCUUAUAAAGUUCUUACGCACUUUAAAUGUGAUACAAGUUGCAAUUUGUUGAUAUUGCACAUAUUUGCUCUAGUAAGUGGUGAGAAGUUUUUUACUAUGGAGAAAUACAGUUUUCUUGCAAUUGUCUUAAAAUCAGUCAUUUCCAUUCUCGAGGAAGGAUAUGAAACAAUGCCUUCUGGUCAUUUGACUUCAGAUGUGGACAUCAGUUUUUCUCCUUGCGAACAAUGUCCUUUCUCCAAAGAGAUAGCUUGCACAGAAAAAAUCACUUCUUCAUUGAUGGAUAUACUGCAUGAUUUUGCUUUUUCUGGGAAUUCAUCAACGAGCUCUAUAUUUCCCUUGUCACGGGAGCCAAUUGCUGAAAGUUCUCAUGGUGCAGAAGACAGCAUCCAUUGCUCAAGAGUACAUGACAAGUCUAAUCAAUGUGAAUCUUCAUGUGCGUUAUUUAAGCACAGAUGUCAUGCUGAUCAAACAUCCAGUUCCACUCCUGAAAGGGUAACCAAUUAUGCUCCAAUGAAGCCCCUCUGCUACAUCAUUGAUGUUGUUUCUGCAAUUGAACUUUUCAGCCUCUACAUGGGUUGGAAAUGGACAUCUGACAAUAUUCUACCACGAAUUCUUGCAAUGCUAAAAUUAUGUCCAUCAAGUGAAUUUUCAGUUGCUGCUGUGGUUUUGAUUGGUCAACUUGGAAGGUUUGGUGUUGAUUAUGGAGGUUAUCAGGAGAUAAGUGUUUCACAACUGAGGUGCAAUUUAUCUUCUUUGCUCAAAGCUUCUUUACAUGGGAAAAACAGCCUUCCAAACCAACUUGCUAUCAUUAAUGCUCUGGUUAAUCUUCUUCCCUUGAGUUUUAAGGAAAUUGUGGACAGAAACCAUGAGCAUUUAGUCGAUGCUGCUGAUCAAUUUCAAGAAAUCAAAGUAGUGAAGGAGUGGUUUGCUCAGCUGGAUAAGAAAAUGCAAGUUAUAGUGCUGAAUUUUUCUGGUCAUGCUGUUUGAUCGGGGCACUGGUUUUUUGGGUUGCUCGGGCAUCUGCAGAUUGAGUUGCCGUGACCCAUUGACUGAGGUUUUUUCUGCCGCAACAUACUGUUUUUUGGUGAAGUAAAUUCUU